CGCGAUCGUAUCCCUUCAGACCCCCACAGUCAACCCCACUCAUCAUUGAAACCGGCUCCUCGCGGUGCGUGCAUCGUGCGGUGCAUCGCGACAGCAAACAGCGUGUGCCAUGUGUAUAUACGGCCCGUGUCCGUGCGCGCGUUGUUUGCUGGCCGAUGCACCGCAGAGGAUCCGCGCUCCGGAGGAGGCUCCCCCUGUUGACCUUUACCUUGUGAAUCACAAUUCCACAAAACGCGCACCGCGUUCGUUGCUAAGGUACCCUCAUCGAGGAGAUCCCCACGCAGGAUCACAGCAAGCCCAAGCAAUUGCUAUCUCAUCCCACCAUCGCAUAACCGAUGGAUUCCAAAGCUGAACUCCAAUUUGAGUACCUCCCUUUCAUCCGCACCUACAAGAGCGGCCUCGUCGAGCGCCUCUGCGGCACCGAUAUCAUCCCCGCCACCACAGACCCUGCCGCCGGCGUGGUCUCCAAAGAUGUCAUAAUCGAUUCCGACACCGGCAUCACCGCCCGCCUCUUCCUUCCUACA
Molecule: messenger RNA, 524 nt
Organism: Elaeis guineensis (African oil palm)
Lineage: Eukaryota; Viridiplantae; Streptophyta; Magnoliopsida; Arecales; Arecaceae
Product: probable carboxylesterase 2
Molecular function (GO): hydrolase activity
Source: RefSeq, a predicted model, not a curated record